AUUGCUUCCCUUGUAGUCAUGUCGGGGACGUCCAAGCAACCCCUCUUUCUGGUUGCUGGUUUCGCUCUUAAUCUGAUGCUGCUUGUUCAUUCCCAAGAUAAUCAAUCAGGAUUCAUUAGCAUAGAUUGUGGCCUCCAGGCGGAUUCAAGUUAUUCUGAACCGGACACUGGCAUUAAGUACAUUUCCGAUGCAACCUUCAUAGACACCGGUGAAAGUAAAUCCACAUCACCUAGUUACAGAGAGUAUCAACAGCGAUACAGGUCUGUUAGGAGCUUCCCCGAAGGAGCCAGGAAUUGCUACAAGAUAAAUGUUACACGCGGCAACGAAUAUUUGAUCCGAGCAAGUUUCUUAUAUGGGAAUUAUGAUGACCAAGAUAAGAUACCAGAAUUUGAACUGCACCUUGGACCUAAUUUGUGGGAUACGGUUAGGUUUGAAAGUGCCUCCGAUGCAAACAUGGACAAAGAGCUCAUAUAUGUCCCACUCCGAAACUAUAUACAUGUUUGUUUGGUGAACACAGGCUCUGGGGUUCCAUUCAUAUCUUCUCUGGGACUCAGGCCUUUACCUAAUGCAACUUAUCAAACGACAAUGGGGUCAUUGGCACUUGUCUCCCGAUAUGACACGGGCGAAACACCUGAUGGGACAGGAUACAGAUAUCCAUUCGAUAUUCAUGAUCGAUACUGGGAUAACUAUGACUCCGAUGAUUGGACACAAUUAAACACCUCAUCCACCAUCAAAUCUGAAUCUGACGAACCACCAUCUGAGGUUAUGAGUACUGGUUCAACGCCAAAAAAUCCAAGUGAUUCCUUGAGUAUUAAUUUCUCGUUGCCAGACAUAAAUGCGCAAUAUCAAAAUUACCUGUACUUUGCAGAAGUUGAAAGCCUCCAACUCAACCAAUCUAGAUGGCAAUACAUUUUUAAGAACGGAGAGAACAUUUAUGGGCCACUUGCUCCUCAAUACUUGUACAUAGAUACCAUUUACAGCCCUAACGCUUGGAGCACUGAUGUAAGCGAUGUAAAUUUUUCAAUUACCAAGGCUGAGAACUCUACCCUUCCACCUAUCCUCAAUGCUAUUGAGAUUUAUGUGGUUAAACAGUUCGGAGAAGCAGAAACAAACCAAGAAGAUGGUAACCACUAA
Molecule: messenger RNA, 1134 nt
Organism: Prunus mume (Japanese apricot)
Lineage: Eukaryota; Viridiplantae; Streptophyta; Magnoliopsida; Rosales; Rosaceae
Product: putative LRR receptor-like serine/threonine-protein kinase At1g05700
Molecular function (GO): protein binding
Source: RefSeq, a predicted model, not a curated record